AUGGCUGCGGGAACUGGGGCUGCAGCCCUCGUCGGAGCUCGCGCGACCAAGCACAUUGUCAGUCAGAGGCUCGAUAUCCAAAUCAAGAUUGAGAGACACUUUAAUUCCAAGAUUUACACGUCAGGGUCCACCAUUUCUGGCCAAGCGGUUGUCAAAACUCAGAAGGACACUCGAUUCGAUGACUUUGACAUCAUUUUCUCCGGUAUCGCUGCUACACGUCUGGACUUUGUCCAGCAGUACCCUUCGCACUCGUUCCGGCCUUUCAUGAAGCUGCGGAUGCCCAUCGAAAGGUCUGCGCUGCCGGACAACUGCGUUUUCGAAGCUGGCAAGACGUACACGAUCCCUUUCAACUUCGUUGUUCCUCACCAUCUCACCAUCGGGGCUUGCAACCACUAUUGCUCUUCUCCGGCCGUGCAAGAGCAGCAUUUGCGUUUGCCACCUACCGUUGGUUUCUGGGAACGUGCUGAUCAAGCCCCAGACAUGGUCCUGAUUGAAUACUCGGUCAAGGCCAGAGCUUAUCGCGCAGCUUCUGAAGCAGGAGGAACCCCCCAGAAGAUUAUGGAGGGGUAUCACAUCCUCAAGGUACUUCCAGCCUGUCCCGAAGAUGCGCCUUUGGACGUGACCUUCAGAGACGAGCGAUACAACCUGUCCAGAACCAAGACUAUUCGUAAAAAGCUCUUCUCAGUCAAGGCCGGAAAACUUACCGUCACUGCCGCUCAGCCCAGUGCCGUCAUGCUAUCCGCAGACGGACAUCAUGCGUCGGACUCUGUUGUUCGGAUGAACCUGGAGUUUGCGCCUACCUCGACCGAUUUUUUCCCUCCCAAAAUUAACUCGGUUUCUGGCAAGCUUGUGUCGUCGACAUUUUUCGGCGCAGCCCCCUCUGGCCUUCUCCCCAACUUGGGAAGUCGAGCUACCUACACUGCCAACCCGUCCCUCAGCUACACCGUGUCGAACAACAUCUUCAACAACAAGUCUGUGGAGAAGCUAGUCUGGCGGGUGCACAACGUAUCUAGACGCCGGGACUCUGGAUACUCCAGUUUCGGCAACGCUGAUGAGGAACAGUCAGAGACGGAAUGCUCUGAUGAUGCCUUGAAAAAGGGCAAGAGAUGCCCCAUUCGACACAGCGCCGUCAUGGACGUGCCAUUCAGCAUCCCCAUUACCAAGAAGAUUUUCUUGCCCACAUUCCACUCUUGCCUGAUUUCUCGCACUUAUACCCUGCACCUUAGCAUGUCUGUUGGUGUCGCCAAUACGACCAUGUCGCUGGCGAUCCCGCUGCAGAUUGGCGUUGAGACCAUUUAUGAGCCCCAGUACGGCGGCCUGCCAAGUUUCGAGAGCGUCAUGACCGCAGACGAAGGGGCCGUCGUCGGCGGUCAACUCGAUGGCCGCAUUACGCAAUUCCCCGAAUUGAUGGAGCACACAGACAGCAUGCUUCCAGGGUACGACGAAAUUGGCCGACGAGCAGUGCGGGUUGCGUGA
Metarhizium album ARSEF 1941 is the source of this 1476-nucleotide messenger RNA. RefSeq names its product arrestin. The record is from RefSeq and is a predicted model, not a curated record. The transcript has a single exon. Lineage: Eukaryota; Fungi; Ascomycota; Sordariomycetes; Hypocreales; Clavicipitaceae. Bases 1 to 1476 code for a protein of 491 amino acids.